Messenger RNA from Zea mays, 1362 nucleotides. RefSeq names its product acyl-protein thioesterase 2. The transcript is spliced from 10 exons. Gene Ontology annotation, molecular function: hydrolase activity. The record is from RefSeq and is a predicted model, not a curated record. Lineage: Eukaryota; Viridiplantae; Streptophyta; Magnoliopsida; Poales; Poaceae. Bases 10 to 1131 code for a protein of 373 amino acids.
CAGUACACGAUGCUGUGUGUGCGCCAUUGCCAUACCAACGUGCAUGUGCGUCCUUUUGUGAUUAUUGCAGCUGCAGAGAAGCCUGUGCUCCCAAACGCCGAGGCCCCCCCGUGCCGCACGCACAGGUCAGUGACGUCAGCCAGUGGUCACAAACAGAAGCGAGCAACUGACCGACCAACCCCCACGAUCAGAAGGAUCCGGAGUUCCGGACGGGCGGACGGCCACUGCAACGAGCUCGCCUGUCGCCUCGCCCCGGCGCCCCGCGACAACGAGACCUCCUCCUCCGCUCAGCCGCAGAAGCCACCUCGCCGCCGGCAGCAGCGUUGGCGGAAAAGGGGUGGAGGCGCGGCGAUUGUUCGCGGGAUGAGCUACGGCGGCAGCAGCUCCCUCGCGCCCGGUGCCAAGAGGCCGUUCGAGUACGGGAGAACGCAUGUGGUGAGGCCCAAGGGCACGCACAAGGCCACCAUUGUCUGGCUCCACGGCCUUGGUGACAAUGGAACCAGCUGGUCUCAACUGCUGGAAACGCUUCCCCUUCCUAAUAUAAAAUGGAUAUGCCCAACUGCACCUUCAAGACCUGUGUCAUUGUUUGGCGGGUUCCCCUGCACAGCAUGGUUUGAUGUUGCUGACCUUUCUGAGGAUGCUCCCGAUGACACUGAGGGGAUGGAUGCCUCAGCAGCACAUGUUGCAAAUUUGUUGUCAACUGAGCCCGCUGAUAUCAAGCUUGGUGUUGGUGGCUUUAGUAUGGGUGCUGCUACUGCUCUGUACUCUGCAACUUGCUUUGCUCAUGGAAAAUAUGGGAACGGCAAUCCAUACCCUGUGAACCUAAGUCUUGCCGUUGGUCUUAGUGGCUGGCUUCCAUGUGCCAGGACCUUGAAGAACAGAAUUGAAGCCUCACCAGAGGCUGCACAAAGGGCUUCAACAAUACCUCUUUUGCUCUGUCAUGGAAAAGCUGAUGAUGUAGUUCUCUACAAGCACGGGCAGAGAUCUACUGAUGCCUUGAAGGCAAAUGGCUUUUCCAAUGUGCUCUUCAAGUCAUACAAUAGUCUUGGUCACUACACUGUUCCAGAGGAGAUGGAUGAAGUUUGCAAAUGGCUCACAGCAAAUUUGGGGCUCGGCACUUCGUCAUCUUGAUCGCGAGAAAGACUCGCGGUGUCGGUGUCUUCUCCAGGGUAGUAAAUGGGCUAAUAGCAAAUUUGGGCUUGGGUAUACGGCCAUGUUCUAGCUUUUCUUCACGCAGACGUGUCUGCGAGUGCUGUACGCUUAUAAUUUCUAUAUUCUGGUCUACGUCGAUUUGGUUGACACGGAUAUUGUUUGUUUCAAAUAUUCUGUUUUCCGGUUUGGAAUUGUGAUUUGCUUCCUCCG